Messenger RNA from Peromyscus californicus insignis, 3039 nucleotides. It is a transcript of the gene Insig2, whose product is annotated as insulin induced gene 2. The record is from RefSeq and is a predicted model, not a curated record. NCBI's taxonomy places the organism in Eukaryota, Metazoa, Chordata, Mammalia, Rodentia, Cricetidae. Gene Ontology annotation, cellular component: endoplasmic reticulum; SREBP-SCAP-Insig complex. The coding region runs from base 1091 to 1444 and encodes 117 amino acids. Gene Ontology annotation, biological process: cellular response to insulin stimulus; SREBP signaling pathway; SREBP-SCAP complex retention in endoplasmic reticulum. The transcript has 5 exons.
GGGCGUGGUGGUCCGUGCUUGUAUUCCAGUGCAGAAGAGGUGGAUGCAGGUGGGUCUCUGGGGCUUACUGGGCCACUCACCUAGUUCCAGGGCAGUGAGAGACUGUCUCAAACAGCAAAGUGGCUGGUGGCUGAGGAGUGACAGCUAAGCUUGUUCUUUGAUCUCCACAUGGUCCAGAACACAUUCCUGAGCAUGCACAAAACAUACACAUAAAUGUUAUGUCUUCUAAGUGAGUAAAAUGCUGAGAUUUGGUAAGUAAAGUUAGGGAUAGGAUGAGAAUAGUUGAGGUUUUAGUCGUGGAUAUCUUAUACACAGGUACUGUAUUUAUUAUUACUUACCCAGUUAGGAGUCAAGAUGUUAUUUCCCAAAGCAAAAACCACACUGAGGUUUUCUUCUUACUUUUUAACAGCAAACUUACAUAUUAUCUGUAAAUUUGUAGUUUUUUGUUUGUUUUUGAGACAGGGGUCUGACUAUGUAUUAAGUAGACCAAGCUGUCCUUGAAAUUUUUCUCGAGAGCUGCGAUUAAAGGUGUGUACUGUCAUCCCUAGCGAAUCUGUAAUUUUUGUGCACCCCGUGCCCUUCCUCUCUCUGCGUGUAGAAGGACGAUUGCCUGCAGCCUUUUGUUGUCAUUGGAGUGGUGCUAUGAGAAGGAUGGGGUGAAAGACUGUCAGGAGAGAGUGCUGGGUGCAGACAGGAGGCUGGCAGGGCAGGGCAGUCGGGACCCUGGGAGCCUGGUGUGUAGGAAAGGCUGCUGUGUGAGUUCACAGGCCAGCUGCCUAGCUUCCUUUAGAUUCUGCUUGUGAUAAGUAGCAUACUUAAGUGAGGAGAGGGUAACCGUGGACCGACUUGGUGCUUUCAAGUCUCGAAGAUACCGUUAGGAGCUACUGAGUGAGUGUCUCUGGCUCCUUGUGAGUCGCCUCCCACCUCUUCCAGUGUGUGUAGCCUUGAGAGUGCUGCAGCUUCUUCAGAGCUCUCUGCAGGGGUGCUGCUCCUCCUGUUUCCUUUGGAAGCUGUGAUUGGGUUGUUGUACCCCUGCAUUGACAGGCAUCUAGGAGAACCACAUAAAUUUAAGAGAGAGUGGUCCAGUGUCAUGCGCUGCGUGGCGGUGUUCGUGGGUAUCAAUCACGCCAGUGCUAAAGUAGACUUUGACAACAGCUUCCAGUUCUCUCUCACGUUGGCCGCACUGUCAGUAGGGCUGUGGUGGACUUUUGACAGAUCUAGAAGUGGUUUUGGCCUUGGCGUUGGAAUCGCUUUCUUAGCAACUGUUGUCACCCAACUGCUAGUCUACAAUGGUGUUUAUCAAUACACAUCCCCAGAUUUUCUCUAUGUCCGUUCUUGGUUGCCAUGCAUAUUUUUUGCUGGAGGCAUAACAAUGGGAAACAUUGGUCGUCAACUGGCAAUGUAUGAAUGUAAAGUUAUUCCUGAAAAAUCUCAUCAAGAGUGAAGAAGGCAAAAAUCAGUCUUUUCUCUAGGAAGCGGCGUGUAUAUGAUAGGCACACCAACGAAACUUUGGACUGUAAAAUUGCGAGGAUGCAGUUUUUCUUUGAUGGUGUGUGUGUGUGUGGGUGACACACACGUUUCUGCAGUCUGUGAUUGCUUCUGUAAAUCAGUUACCAACCUUUCGGUGUUUGAGUUCAAUAAAUGUAAGAUAUAUGUGCACUACAUGAAAGAUAUGUUUAUGAGUACAUGAAAUUUCUAAAUUUUUUAAACAUACCAUGCAUUGUAUCACAAUGUUGAUGUGCCAAACUAUGCUAUUACUGUCACAGAGAAUAAGAAUGCUUUGAACAAUUUAGAAAUUUAGUGAAACAGAAGAAGAAAGCUAAAAACAAACCGAACAGAAAGCAAAUGGGUAGCUGGUCUUACCUCUCACUGACUGUCGUGCCUUUUCCUGUUUCUAAGCAGCUGUGUGCGUUAUGAGCACUCCGCGUGUGCUUGGUCUCUGUUUCAGAGUUUCGAUCUUACUGUGUUAGCGAUAAACUUCUGUAGAUGGUGUUCAACUGCAGUACUGCAGGCAUCCAAAGACUACUUUUCUAUGUUGACAGACUUUACCAGAGGUAUAUGUGAUGUCGGGGCGUUACCAGCAUUAACCUACUUUGAGUCUCAAUUUGGAAAAACAUAACUAAAAAUUAGGAGAUUUGACUAGAUAAAUGUGUUUGGGGAAUACUGUGUGGCCUUUUCUCUGCCACAGAAACCAAAGUGAUAUUAGCUGUUACUUGGUUCUGAAGCUCACUGCUUUAGCACAUGGAUGAUUAAGGAACACCAGGCACAUGGAUCAAAGUGAAGGUUCUGAACUACUGGGUCUAGAAAGCAAGCCAUGCUGGUGGGGCCGGGCCGUGGAACCGACCAGCCCUGGGAGGCCUGAGUCUGUUGCCUUCACAAGUGCAGUCUGAGGAUGGUGGAUGCAGGCAGGACUCCCUGUGUGCUGAUGUCUGCUGCUGAAUGGUUCCGUCCUUGGAGAGUGAAUCGAGAGAGCACUCACAGAGCUUCCUGGCACAUCUCAUUAACAAUUCCUGCCAUUUACUUACGGUUUAAGUGUAUCAGCAGACUUUCCACUCGCUCUUCCUUUCUGAAAUGGUUAAUUAUCUGGCACACGAGGGUAAAUGAUUCCAAGUACUGUGGUGUGCGUGUGCUUAUGUGUUGAAUGUGUGAGAGAAAAUGUAUACAUGUGUCUGUGUGUGCAUGUGCCCAUGCGUUCCUACAGUGUCAAGUAGAUAUUUUAAAUCUUUUUCUUUUAAAGCAGUGCUGAAAUCUUGUACACCAGAGUGUAAUGUGCUUUGUGUUCUCAGGCUAAGGGUGUGAGCAUCCCAAGAGUGUCCAUGUACAAUAUGUGUAUGCAAGGCCAAUGACAGGAGUGGAGAACACACCACUAUCGUUUAUUAGUCUGUCUUUCAGAUGCUGUUCAUUAGAAUAAAUAAGGUCUAUUUUUAGAAUCAAAUUUGUAAACACUAUAAAAUCUUUAAUAAGUUAUAAGGUAUAUGAUAUGUUUUCUUUGAAAAUUGCUGUUGAAAGCAAGAUGUAUUAAAUAUGUAAUUAUCACCA